Molecule: messenger RNA, 5273 nt
Organism: Ostrinia furnacalis (Asian corn borer)
Lineage: Eukaryota; Metazoa; Arthropoda; Insecta; Lepidoptera; Crambidae
Gene: Ptp69D
Product: Protein tyrosine phosphatase 69D
Exons: 30
Coding region: 165-5273 (1702 amino acids)
Biological process (GO): protein dephosphorylation
Molecular function (GO): protein binding; protein tyrosine phosphatase activity
Source: RefSeq, a predicted model, not a curated record
GUUUGUUCGGCUUCAGUCGGGUGUCAAUCUCUAACUUUGUUUUAAUUUUAGAAAAUAUCAGUGCUAUCGCCGUGCAAAUGAAUUGAAAAUGGUCUAAUAUCUGUGAGAUGUGUUUAUUAUCGCACCUUUACGGAUAUUAUUCGUGAAAAACUGUUGUUUCCGCCAUGACAAUGGGUCGCAACAUCAGGAAGUCUUCGGCGACAUUUGGUCUAUAUUUUGCAUGUAUUGCGUUGUGUUAUCCAGUUUUAGCUCAAGAAACCAUAGACAUAGAUUUGCCUCCGCCGAAGGGUGAGAUCGGCGGCGAUGCGAGCUUCAACUGCAGCGUGUCACCCGAAACUGCGUCGGUCGAGUUCCUCUUCAAGGGGCAGCCGAUCACCGACGCUACACAUCCUAAGCGGUUGAAAGUGGUACCAAUCGAAACGAAGUUGCCCGACAAAGACCGCGAUGGCAACACGAGGAAGCGCAAAACUGUCAAGUUGACGUUGAGCAACGUCACCGACGCUGACGCCGGCGACUACGUCUGCCUGGCCAAACUUGGCGAGCUGACAGAUAACAGGACUGUGACCCUGGAUCUCAGAUUCGAUGGCAAGCUGGUGACCAAGACCGCUGGCCCCUUGAAGCUCAAUGUGUCUGACACCUCUCACGUGAAGCUUUACUGCGAAUUCGAAGUGUACAACAAGCCAACAGAAGUGCGGUGGUACAAGAACGACACCGACGAAAAAUCGCCGGAGCCGCAACUUCGCAACGCGAACCCGGUCGGACUGAAGCGAAUCAACAGCACCUACGAUAUACACAUCACGGCCAACGACAGCGGGACUUAUGUCUGCGAGAUCAACGAUACUGUCUCCAAUACUGUCAUCAGGGGAGCGAUUGACGUCAUAGUGUAUGCGCCGCCGGAAAUCGUCGGCUUCAACGUCACAGCCAUAAACACGACCCAACUCUACAUCAACUGGACGGUCCGCGCCUACAACUCGCCCAUAGAGUUCUACACGCUCCUCAUUAGAGAACUACCCUCAAAAGACUUCAGACUGUACACGCGCGAGAAAAUUGGACAGAAAAACACUUCGUUCGUCAUCAACGGCCUAAACAAAUCCACGGAGUACGAGAUCAAGUUGGAAGUGAAGACGAAGAAUUGGGUCAAAAAUGGAGAAUGGUUACAUAAGAAUAUCGUGAAGACUUUGGACAAGGAGCCGGUAUUUGUUCCUAAUAUUUCUAUAAAGGGAUUCUCUGCGACCUCGGUGACGAUAGGCUGGCCCCCGCCACCGAAGGAUAUAGCCGACUUAAUACACUACUACAUACUAGAGGCAAGGAAGAAGGACGACAACAAGGCACGCACGGCUUACCACUCGAGAGACGGUAGAAAUCUACCGUACAUGUUCGAUAAUUUAGAGCCUUAUAGCACCUACGUGUUUCAGGUAGGAUUUUACAAGAUUAACAGACAUUAUGGCUCACUGAAGGUGUCCGCCUGUUCGGACUACUCUAAGCAAUGCGGCCAGUGGUCCGAGAAGAUGGAAGCGGCAACCUUGGACGGCAUUCCGGGGAAGCCCAGCAACGUCACCGUGGACUGCACCGGCGGCUUCAUGAAGCUGGCCUGGGAGCCGCCGAGGAAGCCCAACGCUGAGAUCAAGGGGUACUCGGCAGCAGAACUGGUCGUUUUGAAAAUCCUUGGGGCGGCCUUUGUGCAUCCUUUGGUUGAAACGGCAAGUGGGAGAGCAUUCGGUUCGGACUACUCGAAGCAAUGCGGGCAGUGGUCCGAGAAGAUGGAAGCGGCCACCUUGGACGGCAUUCCGGGAAAGCCCAGCAACGUCACCGUGGACUGCACCGAAGGCUUCAUGAAGCUGGCCUGGGAGCCGCCGAGGAAGCCCAACGCUGAGAUCAAGGGUGGGAGAGCAUUCGGUUCGGACUACUCGAAGCAAUGCGGGCAGUGGUCCGAGAAGAUGGAAGCGGCCACCCUGGAUGGCAUCCCGGGGAAACCCAGCAACGUCACCGUGGACUGCACCGAAGGCUUCAUGAAGCUGGCCUGGGAGCCGCCGAGGAAGCCCAACGCUGAGAUCAAGGGGUACUCGAUUGAGUUGACGGGCAACGCCACGUACAGAGACCGAUUCGGAACUGUGAAGGAAGACAUGUGGGGUCCCCUCGCUAGAUUCAUGGCCAACGACUCCAGAGCUGCUAGGUUCGACGACCUGCAACCGAACAGCAACUACACGGUCCGCCUGAGCGCCAUGACGCGCACGCGGCGCCGCGGCGACGAGGAGACGCGCCACUGCAGCACGCCCCCCGCCCCGCCGCACUCGCCGCCCCGCCCGCGCUGGCGCAAGAUACUGGAGGAGGACAAAUUCAUGUUCAAGAUGUACCUGCCGAGAAUAACUGAGCGCAACGGCCCUAUUUGCUGCUACAGGGUGCACAUGGUCCGAAUGCUGCCCAACACGGACUGGAAGAACCUGCCUUCUCCUCGGGACAUCAGCAUCAUCGACUACGAGGAGGCACAUGCUGUUCAACCGGUGCUAGGCGCCUACAUCACUGAUGUCUUCUCCAACGACAAAUUCCCCUCGGAUUCCGAACUAAUAAUGGGCGACAGGAAAAGCCUAUUCGACGAGAAGGAACCAGUUUUCGCCAAAGACGCCUGCCGACGGUGCCUGUUGAAACCUCGGCGGCUGCCUCCAGACUUGCCAGUCCCUCCCACUACCACAACCAGCACCACCACUUCUAUGCCGACUACUACUGAAGAUGAUUUACUGGAUGAUACCACCGAGGACGUGUUGGAAGUCGAAGAAAACGUUAAUAAGGUCCGGAGGUCUUUGGGAAGCGAUUACAACAACAACCCAAUGAUGAGGGAUAAAAACGAAGAUGACAAGCCUGACAUGAAGCUGAGACCCAACGAUGGACCUUUGGACUCCACCUCCAACUACACUAUGUUUGUGGAGUGCAUCACUGAGCUGAUUGACGUGGCGCCGAUAUACAGCGAGUAUGUAAACGCGCUUACGCCGGCACCAACGCCGCCGGUUGCCGUCGCCUCCACACCUCUCGAAGUUGCUUUGCAGGUGACUUGUGCCAUCGCAGCUGUCGUUCUACUGGGCAUGAUAAUAUUCUGCAUUCUCCAAACGCGGCGCUCACGCAAGCUGCCGCCGCCGGCGCAUGAGAUGAACCGCAUACAGCAGGCUCUCAGAUACGUGGUCGGUCACAUCGGAGGCCGGCAGCAACUGAUCUCCACAGUUCCCCCAGACAUGCCGCCGAUACCAAAGGACGAGCUGGCGGCGGCCUAUGCCGAGAGGCAGCUGGACUCCGACUACGGCUUCCAGAAGGAGUUCGAGAUGCUCCCGGAAUGUUUCCCGGACCGGACCACCAACGCUUCGGAGGCCCGGGAGAACCAGCCCAAGAACCGGUACCCGGAUAUCAAGGCGUACGACCAGACCCGGGUCAAACUGUCGCAGAUAGACAGCAUAGCCGGCUCGGACUAUAUCAACGCCAACUACGUUAUGGGAUAUAGGGAACGCAAACAGUUCAUCUGUGCGCAAGGUCCCACCGACACCACCGUCAACGACUUCUGGCGUAUGAUCUGGGAGCACGGUCUUGAACUGAUCGUGAUGCUGACAAACCUGGAGGAAUACUCCAAGGUCAAGUGCAGCAAGUACUGGCCUGACGAAGUGCGGGGCGCGAGGGCUUUCGGCGCUAUUACUGUGCAUCAUGUUGGUGAGAAGAGAUAUUCGGACUACAUCGUCAGAGAGCUGAGGAUCACCAAGCAGCCAACGAACGCAGAUGGACAACCAAUAAUUGAGAACAACGGCAUUGCUAAGAGGAAUGGUGACUGCAAAGAAGCAUCAGACUCUAGUGCCCCUACCUCCCCGCGGGAAGCCAAAGAUUCAGGCGAGGGCCGUACCGUCCGCCAGUACCACUUCCUCAUGUGGAAAGACUUCGCGGCGCCUGAACACCCUCACUCUAUACUCAAGUUUAUCAAGCGCGUGAACGAAGCGUGGUCAAACAUGGUGGGGCGUCCCGUGGUGGUGCAUUGCUCGGCCGGCGUGGGCCGCACCGGCACCCUGGUCGCGCUGGACUGUCUGCUGGAGCAACUCCAGGCCACCGGCCACGCCGCCGUGUUCAACACGGUCGCCGAGCUGCGCCGCCAGCGGAACUUCCUCGUGCAGUCGCUGGUCAGUACCCGCGGCCACGUGGCUCCCCCACCGGCCCCUCGUGGCCUGGACUGCUGCCGGAGCGACUGCAGGCCACCGGCCACGCCGCCGUGUUCAACACGGUCGCCGAGCUGCGCCGCCAGCGGAACUUCCUCGUGCAGUCGCUGGUCAGUACCCGCGGCCACGUGGCUCCCCCACGAACGCAAACAGUUCAUCUGCGCGCAAGGUCCCACAGACACCACCGUCAACGACUUCUGGCGUAUGAUCUGGGAGCACGGUCUUGAACUGAUCGUGAUGCUGACAAACCUGGAGGAAUACUCCAAGGUCAAGUGCAGCAAGUACUGGCCUGACGAAGUGCGGGGCGCGAGGGCUUUCGGCGCUAUUACUGUGCAUCAUGUGGGUGAGAAGAGGUAUUCGGACUACAUCGUCAGAGAGCUGAGGAUCACCAAGCAGCCAACGAACGCAGAUGGACAACCAAUAAUUGAGAACAACGGCAUUGCUAAGAGAAAUGGUGAUUGCAAAGAAGCAUCAGACUCCAGCGCCCCCACCUCCCCGCGGGAAGCCAAAGAUUCAGGCGAGGGCCGUACCGUCCGCCAGUACCAUUUCCUCAUGUGGAAAGACUUCGCGGCGCCGGAACACCCUCAUUCUAUACUCAAGUUCAUCAAGCGCGUGAACGAAGCGUGGUCGAACAUGGUGGGGCGUCCCGUGGUGGUGCACUGCUCAGCCGGCGUGGGCCGCACCGGCACCCUGGUCGCGCUGGACUGUCUGCUGGAGCAACUGCAGGCCACCGGCCACGCCGCCGUGUUCAACACGGUCGCCGAGCUGCGCCGCCAGCGGAACUUCCUCGUGCAGUCGCUGAAACAAUACGUGUUCGUGUACCGAGCGCUGGUUGAGUAUGCUCAUUACGGAGACACGGAGAUCCCGGCGUCGCGGCUGAAAGCAUCCAUCGACCGGCUGCGGAACACGCCUGAAGGCGCCGACAAGUGCCUCAUGGAGCACGAGUUCGAGGUUGGUGGCGCAUCAGACAAAGCAUUUCCUCUUGAAAAACGUUCAGAUGACUCCAGGAGCAAGGUGCCGUUCUGCACGACGUCCUCAGAUCUCAGCGUCAAUGGGCAAGAAGCGGUGGCGGAAGGGGUCGAAGACUGA